UGACCCUUUCUUCACAGCAGUAAUGGCAAGUUUGUUCAUAGCUUUACUCGUUUGGUUACUAAGUGUAAUUACACGAAACUAUUCACAGGUUGAUAGGCUUUGGACUAUCUUACCGGUGAUUUAUACUUGGCAUUUUGUUCUUUACGACUGUUUCAAAGAUUUAUCUGCAUGUAAUCUUGAAUGCCUAAAUGUACGUGGUGUUAUCAUGGGCAUUUUGGCAACGUUGUGGGGUGUGCGUCUUUCUUAUAACUUUAUGCGUAAAGGUGGUUACAGUUGGAACGGUGAGGACUACAGAUGGCCAAUAAUUCAACAGAAAAUGCAUUGGAUAGCGUUUGAAAUAUUUAAUGUUGUUUUUAUUUCAUUUUAUCAAAACAUUUUGCUGAUGUUAUUAUCAGCCCCGGCCUACUUAGUCUGGUCUAUUGGUGAUGAUGCACCUUUGAAUAUUUUGGAUCUGGUGUGCUGUAUAUUAUUUUUAGGAUUUUGGGUUGGUGAAUAUAUCGCUGAUGAACAGCAAUGGUAUUUUCAAACGGAAAAACGAAAAGUGAUUGCCGCCAGUAGUUCUAAAAAAAUACCUAUAAUACUUGAGAGUAAUUAUUCAUUAGGCUUUUUAUGUAAUGGACUAUUUCGUUAUUCUAGGCACCCAAAUUAUUUUUGUGAAAUUGGACUUUGGUGGACAUUCUAUAUUUUUUCAAUUGCUGCCGGUGGCAAAGAAUGGAUUCUCAAUUGGUCUAUAAUUGGCGUCAUGAAUUUGACAAUUUUAAUGUAUGCAUCCACCAUUUUUACCGAGGAUAUCUCGAAGAAGAAAUAUCCAAUGUAUAAAGAAUAUCAGAAGACUACUAGUAUGUUAAUUCCAUGGUUUCCAGGUCCUAAUCUCAUAAGGAAAACGACAUAA
Dentiscutata erythropus is the source of this 892-nucleotide messenger RNA. NCBI's taxonomy places the organism in Eukaryota, Fungi, Glomeromycota, Glomeromycetes, Diversisporales, Gigasporaceae. The record is from the annotation of a GenBank genome assembly.